GCAUGUUUGGUUCUGCAACGUGUAAUAAUUGAAAUAUUAUAUUUUUAUUUUUAAAAGACACUUUCAAUUCAAAAUUCGUCUUCAUUACCAACAUGCGUAUACUCGGGGCGCUAGCGAUAUCUGUUUGGGCAGUGGCAGCGGCAAGCUCUUCUCAGGUCAAGCUGAAUCAGGCACAGAUCAAACUGGACACUGAGCUCCAGUGGGGCACUUACCGGCCUAACUUGUACUUUGGCACGCGGCCGCGGCUGCCCGACUCUUUGCUCAGCGGGCUCAUGUGGUUUGGUCUAGACGACCAGCGCAACUGGCAGAGUAUCCGGCACUCUUGCGAGCUGGGGGACAACCUGGGCGAGUACGGCUACUCACGACACAACGGGCGGGACUUUGGCGAGCAAACCAUGCGUGACGGCGACCAGGGCGUUGAGAUAAAGUCCGAGUUUGUUAAGAAGGUGGGGGAGAAUGGUGGCAGUUGGGCCGUGCGCUUCACUGGGAGAACGCUGAACGAGUACACACAGGGUGUCGCCCUGAUGUACUACUUUGGGCUGGAGGGCAAUGGCACCAUGUCCAUGAAGAUCGACGAGGGUGUGGCCAAAAUGACGGGCAAGACUGACGAUUUGGGCCGCUUUAACAUUCGCAUAGUGCCUUCGGCCGACAACGAGCACCCGCCAGUACCCAGCUCAUUGCGGAAUAUCCCAGGAAUCUUGACCGGCCAAAGAAUCAGCGGCAUUGCCAUCAAGGCGCCGAAGUCUGAUAUCUGGCGUGCCAAGGAUUUAUUCCAAAAGGAGCUCCUCACAUCAGCACGAGCUAAGGCCAGUGCCAUCAUCAAGCACACAGGCAGCAACAACCUGUCGGCAGGAAGCCUGCUAUUUGGACUAGAUAAUGCAGGUCUAGACAAGCGCGGCAAGAACCUCUUUUUCACACAAAUGAUGGUUCAUGGCGAGUUUUCGUUUGACGUCAUAUACGAAUGCACCGACAAGAGCGCGCAAAUUGACGGCAAUGACAUUGCGGAUAUCGCUAGCGAGCGGCGCGAGGCAUUUGAUCGCCGGUUUGAGGCCACUUUCGGGCUGCGCGAAAAAGGAUUUGACGAGGACCACAUUGAAAUGGCGCGCAAUGCACUGAGCAGCCUUGUGGGUGGCAUUGGCUUCUUCCACGGCAGCAGCCUCGUGUCCAAUGAGUCCAAGCCCGAGUAUGGCGAAGGCGAUAGCAUGGACAAGCCGCAGCUCAGCAAACCUUAUUCGCUGUUUACAGCUACUCCGUCGCGGCCAUUCUUUCCGCGUGGUUUUCUUUGGGACGAGGGAUUCCACCAGCUGGUACUUGGGCAGUGGGACAGCGGUAUCAGUAUGGAGAUCAUUCGCAGCUGGUUCAACACCAUGGACUCGAACGGCUGGAUUGCACGCGAGCAGAUUUUAGGAGAAGAGGCACGUAGCAAGGUUCCUGAGGAGUUCCAGGUCCAGUACCCAAACUUUGCCAACCCGCCGACGCUGCUAUUUGCCAUCGAAAAAAUAGCCGAUUUGUACAGAUUCAAGGGAGCGGCAAAUGUCGGAAACUAUUUCGACUAUCUUGAGGGCAGCGACGAUAAUGAGACGACGAUAAGCAACAGUAUUGAUGGUCCGGAUACUAUGCGCCAGAGCUUGCCUGAGCUUGCGCAGUACUCAUCGCGGCUGCUCAAUUAUUUCCAGACUACGCAGGCUGGCAGCAGGCCUAUGCCAGAAAACGAGGAGGACGCAUCCCCGGCCGUGCGUGGCUACAGAUGGCAGGGACGCACGAUGGACCACACGCUGACUUCGGGCAUUGACGACUACCCGCGCGCUCGCCCGCCGAGCACCAACGAGCUGCAUGUCGAUCUGUUUGCUUGGAUCACUUACAUGGUGUCGAUCAAUGCUAAGCUGGAGUCCAUUGUAGAUGGCAGGACCUCUGUGAGUGCCAGCCAGCCAUCUGAGAUAGACGCUCAGCUGGAGAGCCAUAUCCGUAUUCUGGACGAGAUUCACUGGAAUGAGAAUAAGAAGAUGUACUGCGACGUGACUGCAAAAGUUCGCGAGGACUAUGAUGAGCUCGAGGAUGACGAGGAGACCGCACAUGUGCGCGUGUUUGUUUGCCACAAGGGCUACAUCAGCCUGUUCCCCAUGCUUCUUGGGCUUGUUCCGCCAGAGUCCGAGAAGCUGGGGCAUAUCCUCGACAUGAUUGAGAACCCGAAAGAGUUGUGGACGGAUUACGGCUUGCGCUCGUUGUCCAAGAGCGACAAGUCUUACGGCAAGGGCGAGAACUACUGGCGUGGCCCAAUCUGGCUCAACAUCAACUACCUCGUACUUUCAUCCUUGAAUCGGAACUACGUGUCAGUUAGCGGCCCGCACCAGCAGCAGGCCCAGCGCAUCUACUCGAGCCUUAGGAGCAAUCUGAUUACCAACGUGUUUUCCCAGUAUCAGAGCACGCGCUUCUUCUGGGAGCAGUACAAUCCUAAGGACGGCAGCGGGCAGGGUACCCACCCGUUCACUGGCUGGACAACGCUGAUUCUGCCGAUUAUGGCGGAGAGCUACUAAACAAACACAUCUUUUCGAUAUCUUUGUUGGUUGCAACAACUUGCAUAUGGGUUUUCAUGUGCCAGUGAGAGUUUUUCUGCCCCUUGAGAUUAAUUGGGUUCACAUAUAAAACUUUUAAUGGAAAAAUUGAAAUAUUAG
Molecule: messenger RNA, 2672 nt
Organism: Kickxella alabastrina
Lineage: Eukaryota; Fungi; Kickxellomycota; Kickxellomycetes; Kickxellales; Kickxellaceae
Product: glycoside hydrolase
Exons: 1
Coding region: 93-2534 (813 amino acids)
Biological process (GO): oligosaccharide metabolic process; protein N-linked glycosylation
Cellular component (GO): endoplasmic reticulum membrane
Molecular function (GO): Glc3Man9GlcNAc2 oligosaccharide glucosidase activity
Source: RefSeq, a predicted model, not a curated record